AAGUAAAGAAAGCAGAAAGCCUUUCCGAUCCGUCCCUUGUGUUCUGGUGCGGUGUGAUGGUGAUCUGUGCUCGUCUGUAUGCUGAUCGGUGUUCAGAACAAACAUUCGUGGGCACAACCAAAAAAAUGAUAAGGCUUCCAAAAACAAAGCACCACCGCUCCUCGUGCAACCGCACGCCGCCCAUGGAGAUGGAGGCCUCUGCCGCAGCCAAAAUCGACUUGAAUUUUCCGAUCUGCAUAUCCUCCGACGACGAGGAGGACGGCCCCAUCUACAUAUCCUCCGAUGACGAGGAAGUGAUCGAGAUCCAAGACCCAAUAAAUCCCCCCUCGUCUCGGGCCCCGAUCACCACCACCUCUGCUUUGGCUUCUGGAUCCUCUUCUCCCCUCGCCGCCGCAGAUCGGAAGGGAAAGCGCAAGCUAUCAUCGCAAGGAGGUGAACCGUCGACGCCUACAACCAGCAGCUACUGGGACGAAUUCUACUGCGCCAUCUGCAUGGAGAGCGUGCCCGGCGCUCUCAAGUUCAUCGUCUCCCCGUGCCGCCACGCCUUCUGCUUGAGCUGCACCGUGCAGUACAUCGCUGCCAAGGUCGGCGAGAACGUCGUCCAUGUGAGGUGCCCCGACCCCAGCUGCCGGGACGGCGCGGUCGAGCUGGAGGACUGCCGCGGCCUCAUCCCCUCGGACCUGUUCGGGAAGUGGGACCUCGCGUUGUGCGAGUCGGCGGCCGUGCUCGGGGAGAAGAAGGUCUACUGCCCGUUCAGGGACUGCUCGGCGCCGCUCCUCGCCAGCGAGGGUAUGACCGGCGAGGGGAGCAUCGCGGAGGCCGAUUGCCCGCACUGCCGCCGGCUGUUCUGCGCCCGGUGCAUGGUGCCGUGGCACGACGGCGUCGGCUGCGAGGAGUUCCAGGAGCUCGGGGAGCACGAGCGCAGCCGGGAGGACGUGAUGUUGCGGUGGCUCGCCGGCGCCAAGCGGUGGCAGCGGUGCCCCCACUGCAGGAUGUACGUGGAGAGGUCUCAGGGAUGCCCCUUCAUGCGCUGCAGGUGCGGGUGCUGCUUCUGCUACACCUGUGGAUCUCUGAUGUGCAAGCAACUCCAUUACUGCACAAGAUGCAACCGCGGCUGAUGCCUUCUCUGCAGGCUCUCUCACUGAAUGUUUCAUUUUUGCCAAAUCUCUAGACAUGAUCUUAAAAAGGCUCGAACGACUUGUUUCAAGUCAUCGCCAGUUGUGCUAAUUUAUUCCGAUCCUUUUAUCAAAUACUUCAGUAGGUUUAUCUAAAACCAUAAAAUGUAUACCCUUGUCAUGUCUUAGUUUAUCAAAUACUUCCAGUGUAACUCCUAAUAUGUUCACAAGUUCAUGUUAUUCAGAAAGUAGCACCA
This is a messenger RNA of Panicum virgatum (switchgrass), 1372 nucleotides long. Its product is annotated as E3 ubiquitin-protein ligase RNF144A-like. The record is from RefSeq and is a predicted model, not a curated record. Gene Ontology annotation, cellular component: cytoplasm; ubiquitin ligase complex. The transcript has 3 exons. Gene Ontology annotation, biological process: protein polyubiquitination; positive regulation of proteasomal ubiquitin-dependent protein catabolic process; ubiquitin-dependent protein catabolic process. Lineage: Eukaryota; Viridiplantae; Streptophyta; Magnoliopsida; Poales; Poaceae. Bases 57 to 1118 code for a protein of 353 amino acids. Gene Ontology annotation, molecular function: zinc ion binding; ubiquitin protein ligase activity; ubiquitin conjugating enzyme binding.